Molecule: messenger RNA, 6778 nt
Organism: Osmia lignaria (orchard mason bee)
Lineage: Eukaryota; Metazoa; Arthropoda; Insecta; Hymenoptera; Megachilidae
Biological process (GO): regulation of DNA-templated transcription
Cellular component (GO): nucleus
Molecular function (GO): transcription corepressor activity; sequence-specific DNA binding
Source: RefSeq, a predicted model, not a curated record
GCCAUCGGCUAUUAACAAAAUUGCCGUUUUCUUCGCCAUAUUUACAGUAUAUUUUACGUUUGGUUGUAAAACUGUAAGAACCUUACAAGCCGACUGCGCAAAAUGUGGAAGCAUGCGAAACAAUAUUGCCAUAGAUAUACGUAGAAGCAUCGACGAAAAGAAACAGAGGAAUGUAUGGAAUCGGAACGCACCCCCACAGAAGAAAAAGGAAACAAAACGCAGUACAAGAUGGCUGCGUUUGGGUGUUGUGUCUACUAAUUUGUGUAAGACAAUUCUGUAAUAUUAGAUGAUUAAUUCAUAGUGAAAUAUUCAAUUUUCUUCGUACAAUCGUUAGUGUAAUUAAAUUUGUGUGUAAUGCGUACACGCGGGAGCAAGUCGCGUUGGGAGGAACAAUGCUAACACAUCGUUGAAACAUUUAUCACGGUUCAGGGGGUGGAUGAUAGGAAUUUACUGAAAAUCCAAGAUAGAAGCCGCUUGAAACACUGGAGAAAGACGGUGGAGCUUCGGAGGAGGAGGAGAUGUCUGCCGGCACCCAGGGCGAGAUUCGGGUUGGCCCUUCGCACCAGGAAUUGGUUUCUUGUCAGGCCCGUUUGCCUGAGUAUCGGCCGGGUAUACCUCCUGGAGAGCUGCUUCCUGAUCCAGAGUUUUCUAAAGAACGAGAAGAGCUAAGAUGGAUUCCAGCUAUGGCAUUGGACGGGGAUCUUCUGAUGUACUUGAGAGCAGCACGAUCUAUGGCUGCAUUUGCUGGCAUGUGUGAUGGAGGAUCCCCGGAUGACGGUUGUGUGGCUGCUUCCCGUGACGACACGACUAUCAAUGCUCUGGACAUCUUGCACGACUCUGGCUAUGAUCCAGGAAGAGCGUUGCAGGCGUUGGUUAAAUGUCCCGUACCUAAAGGCAUUGAUAAAAAAUGGUCCGAAGAGGAAACUAAACGCUUCGUCAAAGGACUUCGACAAUUUGGAAAGAACUUUUCAAGGAUUAGAAAGGAUCUCUUGCCGCAUAAAGACACGCCGGAAUUGGUGGAAUUCUACUAUUUGUGGAAGAAAACUCCAGGGGCGAAUAAUAAUCGACCUCAUCGAAGACGACGUCAGGGUUCCCUUAGAAGGAUCCGCAACACGCGCAACUCCCGUGCCGGUACCCCGAAAGAGGAGGUGCCGACACCACCGAAGGAUACACCGCCAGCUAGUGUUAAUCAAAAGGAACCUAUUUCAGAGCCGGAAACUGUACCUGUUGGAACGCCCGCUAGCAAUAAUCCUGGUGGGGAAAUUAGUUCUGUGACAGAGGACGAUAAUUCGGAGGAGGAUAGUGACUCUAGGGAUACGAAUACUAACGGGGCAACGCAUUCGUGUCAGCAUUGUUUCUCGACUAAUUCGAAGGAUUAUCAGGUAGCCGGUAAGGAUAGGUUAUUGCUUUGUACGGAAUGCAGAACACAUUUGAAGAAAACCGGGGAACUUCCGCCUGCUCCACCGUAUCUGUUCCGCCCUGUGCCCGCGGAAUCACCAGAUAGCCCAGGUAGAAUGCGUACAAGAAACAAGGCCAAGGAGACGCCUAGACCAGCGAGACCUCGACGUACAGGUGGAACGGAUACUCCUGAUCAAGAGAAGCAACAGCAGCAACAGCAAACGCCGGACAAGAGCAAGAAGAAGUCUUCUAGCAAGCCGGAAACACCGAAGAAAGGUCAGAAACGACCACCGGCCGACGAGGUGGACGAGGACAAGGAGUCUCAGAAACGUAAACGUCCCGGCGAACGUCCUGAGAGUCCUUCGGAGUCGCUCACAACCGACAGUAACUCUCUGAUGGAUGAACCUGAGAGAGAAGGAGAAGGUGAUACAAACGAGAAUCAACCCACUCCAGUUACGGUGCCAACCGAGGAGCCAGUCAGUCCGGCUGUAACUACACCGGAGGAGCCUUCCGAACCAACGCCCGUAUCUACUCCCGUACCACCGCCUAUACAGGCAUUACCCAUAUCUGUUCCUGUUAUUCACACUUUAGAGAAGAAACCGUUGCUAGAGGAACCGGUAGAGACUAAGGAUCAAAUAGAAGAUGUACCUUUAGCUAUGAAUCAACCUUUGAAGUUGGAACCCAUGCCGAUAGAACCAGCCAUGUCCCCAUCGAACGAAGAUAUGAAAGAGCCUGAACAGCAGUUGAACUUGACCACGUCGCAGUCGUUGAACAUGAACGACAUGAGUCAAAACAUGCCUCGUAAUUUGUCGCAAACGAUUCAGAACAGUGGUAUGUGCGCUUCUGCUGGCUCGCAAGGUAUGCAGAAUUCGCAGAUCAUGUCUCCUACGCACCAAGGACUGCCGCUGAACAUGCAAUACGCGUCGAAUGUUCCUCCCGUUCAAAACGUACCGCAAAACUUGUCGCAGAGCAUGCAAAUGCCGCCGAACAUGCCGCAGAAUAUGUCGAACGCGCAAAAUAUGGGACCAACGCAGAAUCUUCGAGCUCACGGUGAAAAUCUGUCGAAUGCGCAAAAUAUGCCUCAAAGCAUACCGGGACCACCGUUAAAUCUGAAUAUCUCGCAAAGCAUACCGACGAACAUGGCACAGAUGCCUCAGAUGCCGAGUUCACCGCAACCCCUCGGCUUGACCGUGAUGUCAUCUGAGAACAGGAUGUCCGAACGAAUUUCGGACGAUAGAUUGCCCCCGGAACGAAUGAGAGACGGCAGGAUACCGGAUAGAAUAUCAGAAAGAAUGCCAGAGAGACCGGAGAACAAUGAGCCUGAUAGAAAUGAACCGAAUAAUAUGUUUCAACCGAUUCAACCAAGCGGAAUGUUGUCGAUGGAGAAACCAUCUUCCAUGUACAAUUUAGCCGGGACACCUCCGAUGGAGCCGCAGAAUUUGAAGAUCAAGCAAGAGAUCAUACCGCCGGAACCGGAUCCGCUGCAGAGUUUGAAGGAAGUGAAAGUACCUGGUUUCCAGUCCGGCUUCCCGGGUCCAAGUUUAGAGAAUAUUAAAAAGGAUCCGGAUAGUUCCAGCAAACCACCCACGCCGAGCAAACACUCGAUGCAAAGUAGUCAGCCAGUUCCUCAGAUACAGUCUGUGGCUGCAUCUCCGACACCGACUCUUCCACCACCGCCCACGUCCAUCCCUCAACCCGUGAUGCAUCCAGCUCAACAACCAAGCCCCCACAUGGCUCACCCCUUCCAUCCUCAUCAUCCCUUGAUGCAUCAUUCGUUGUUCACUGCCAUGCACCCGUAUCAUCCUCACGCUUACCCAGGUUACGCGCCCGUCGGAGGUUAUCCUUCGUUCCCGCCGUAUCCUUACGGUCCGGUACCCCACGCCAUUCCUCCUCCAUCUCCCCAGAGGAGUCAAGAAAGUACAACCAUGAUGACGGCGCAUCAUUCGAGUACCAGUUCCAGUGUGACGACCAGAGAAGAAGGGGAGAACCUGAUCGCCACGCAUCACCACUCCUCCACUAUGCAUCAGGCAACAGCGUUACACCAUGAUAAACUAUUGACCAUCUCGUCGCACAGUUCCCACAGUCACUCGUCGUCGCAUAGUUCUCACAACACUCAACGCAAGCCAUCGUUGGUGUCUGCAGCGUGUCUGACGUCCAGUAGUUCGGCUCACCACCAUCACAGACCACCCCAGUCUCAGCCACCGGUCGUUCAAGAGCCGAAGAUAGAACCCGACCUCGUAGAACAGGAGCAAGAGGAGCCGCCUAGUCCGCGAGGUCCGUCCCCUGAGCCGCGAAUCGAGGACUCGGAGUGCCACAGAUCACAGUCCGCCAUUUUCCUGCGGCACUGGAACCGGGGUGAAAAUAAUUCUUGCACCAGGACGGAUCUGAUGUUCAAGCCAGUCCCUGAUUCGAAGCUGGCCAGAAAACGGGAAGAGAGGUCGAGGAAACAGGCGGAGAGGGAAAGAGAGGAACGCGACAGAGCCGCGGCGCAACAAGCCAGGAAGAUGACCACCCCGGAGAAGCAGCCGGAAGUCUGCAAGCCACCCAGUCGAGGACCCCUCGAACCCGUCGUGUCGCCGUACGACAGGUACGCCGCGAGACCAGGCUCGUACGCCGACACGCCCGCCUUGAGACAGUUGUCCGAAUACGCUCGGCCCCACGCGGCGUUCUCGCCUGCCAGGCAUCCAGCUCCUCCGGACCCAAUGCUGCAUUACAUGUACAGCCCUGCCGCGCGUGAACGCUUGGAAUUGGAGCAACUGGAACGCGAGAAGAGAGAAAGGGAGAUCAGAGAAUUGCGGGAGAGAGAGCUGAACGACCGGUUGAAGGAGGAACUUCUGAAAGGGACACCUAGACCGAUGCCAGCACCGGUGGAUCCGCAUUGGUUGGAGAUGCACCGUCGCUACGCCGCCGCAGGACUCGCGCCUGGACCAUCAGGACCACCACAAGCUUUACACCAGUUCGGACUUUACGGAGCUCCGCCCGGUCCCAGUCAGUUGGAAAGGGAACGUUUAGAAAGACUAGCUGACUGUUAUCUAAUAUCAUCUAUCAGAGGACAUAUGGGAGUUUCGAGCAGGAUACCGACUGCAGCCGGCGGGGGGCCAGCGGGUGCAGGGGCUGGCCAUCCCGUGGCGGCUCAUCACCACGGCCAGCUGGACGAGCGACUGGCUCUAGCUGCUGACCCGAUGGUCCGGUUGCAGAUGGCUGGCAUUUCGCCCGAAUAUCAUGCUCACACUCAUGCGCAUACUCAUGCGCAUACGCACUUACACUUACAUCCGGGACAGCAGCAGGCCCAGCAACAGGCUCAGCAACAGCAGGAAGCGGCUGCGGCUGCAGCUGGAUUCCCCCUGCCUGCGGCAGCUGGUGCGAAUUAUCCACGACCUGGCUUGAUGCCCCGUGAUCCAGGACUGGCACUUCAUCCCGCUGAACUUCUCGGAAGACCGUACGCCGACAUGGCCGCUCAUCACGAGCAAUUACAACGUCAUCUAAUGAUGGAACGCGAACGAUUCCCUCCUCAUCCAUCGCUCGUCGCACACCACGAGGAAUAUCUAAGGGUGUUUUUUAGACAACAGCGCGAGCGUGAGCUUAAAGUUCGCGCACUGGAAGAAGCUGCACGUGGAUCACGCCCUUAAGUAUCAUUGUAAUUUACAUAUACAUAUAUACAUAUAUAUGUGAAUGAUUAUCCUUCAGAAAUUAGGGAUCUCGUUCUAGAAAACCGUGUACUUGACGAUGGGUCAACCACGGUGUUUUUUCAAAAAAUUAAAAUAACAUGGUGCAAGGAGAUAGAGGUAGAGAGAGGAUCUGCUCGCAAAGAUCACGUUCGACGACCAUACGUUUAAGAUGAGAAAUUAUUUUUACGCAGUUUCCCUUAGAGCUAAGUAAUAAUAAUACGGGGUAAUGGAAAGAACGUAAAGAUUGUUACGGUAUAUGUAACAUUUUAGUGUAAAUAACACAACACAGGUUUUCAAGUAAUAGUGCUACGUGAAAUUGGGUGGUUCGUUUAGCACCAUAGAAGGAUUAUAAAGUUUUUAUAUAUAGAUAUAUAUAUAUAUAUAUAUAUAGCGAUCGCUUGACGUGUAAAUUUGUUUGAAAUCUCUCUCUAUAUAUAUAUUAUAUAUAUAAUAACGGAUUCAGAAUAUAUUACCAUACGUUCAAACGUGGAUUCGUUCCGUUUCAUUCGAUCUUUUUGUUCUUUUUGUUUUUCACGUCGGUGAUAAUGCCAAAGUGUUCAGAAGGAAAACGGUUCACCGCGUUCUCUCUUAGUCUUUUUCGUGAUUACCCUGGAGAGUAGAUCGUUCUCUCUUCUUUGUUUUACGUACUGGAUAUUUUAGGAUCAAAUGGACACGGAAUUUGUCGUGUCCAUUUUAAUUUUUAUCGCCGUUUAGAGAAGUGACUUUCAAACGUGUCUGUCUUUGUUUUUUGUUUUUUUCUUUUUUUUAAACUGUGUCCGAACCAUUUUAGGGACAGUUUUCUUAUUAUUUCACAGACUUUCCGUGUUCUAGCGUAUCUCUAAGGUGUAACUUAAGUUUUAAAUAUUAUUGUAAUUCUUUGUGUCGGACAAUUUGUAUAUUUUCUAUAUAUGUAUCCUUUUAAGAAUUUUACUCUGAUGACCAUUGAGCGUUUGAUACAUAGUUUGAUCGAGCGGCUGACUAGUAAUAAACACACACACACAGAAAAGAAAUAUUUAAAAAAAAGAGAGAAAACUUUGUAACAAAGUGACCAAAGUUAAAAAAAAAAUUUAUAGAAGAAACAAAACUGGCGUCAUGUGAACGCAUAAUCUUCCAUGGUCGUGCGCCCCGUAGAUUUCACAGAAAAUAUAUGCUGUAUGGUGCAGGCGCUGAAAAUGAAUACGUAAAUAAUGUUUUUUCAACAAAUAAGAGAGAGAGAGAGAGAGAGAAAUGAGAAUGCGUGAGAGAGAAGCAAAUACUAAAGUAAUCUUUAUUCUGACGACCAUUCGUACAUGUAAAUUUUCUGCUAUAUAAUUAAUUCAGUGUAAUCUAGUUAUUUAACUAAGUAAAGAUAUUUCAUAGGAACGUCCCGUUUUUAAUCGUAUCGUUCUUGCUUUAGUUUUUCUCCAUAGGAAGCGUUCCAAUUAAUUUAGAGCGUUAAUUAUGGUUUGUAUCAUGGGAAAGUGAAUUAUCGUUUUGUCUGCUUGCACUUACAAGGCUGUAACGUGGUUUUUCACUUACGUUAUUAUUAGAACAAUUUAUCUGUAAAGAAAAUUAUAUUUGCAUCGCUGUAACCAAAUCUCAAGCAGACGUUUUCAUUUCUUCAACAUUUGUUACCAGAGAAAUGGGAGGGGAAGAGAAAAGUAUAUCGAACAUGGAAAUUUUAUGUAAUCAAAAAAAAAAAAAAAAAAAAAAAAAAAAGGAAAAAAAAAGAA